CUCAAUAUCGAGGUAAUAUCUCUUUUUGUAUAUCAAAAUGAGAAACGCCGCUGCGAUACUUAUAAUUUUUCUCGUACGAUGCGUGUACUUAAGUACUAUAAAUGAAUUAAACAUUGUGGACAAUGUUGGACAAACUGCAUUAAAUGAGUCUUGCAUUCUUGGCGUUAAAUCUGUGUCGAUGGUUUUAUUCAAUAGUGAUAAUCUUAAGGGCAAAAAUAUCGGAGAAGAAGAAAGUUGUAGCAAUAUUGAUCCUUCGAAACCGAUUGUUUUUUUGAUCCAUGGUUUUUCCGGCUCUGCAAAUAUGACUCAAAAUUAUGAUUUGGCCUCGCAAUUCGUAAAGAAAAACUAUACAGUAUUUUCACUGGAUUGGUCUGAUGGGGCAUGCACGAAUGCCAUACCCUUAGUAAAGCUGCUGGAAUAUCCUUUCGCAGUGAGAAACACUCGUGAAGUAGGAGAACUUACGGCAAAAUACAUUAUAACGCUGAAGACGAAAUGCGAAAUUCCGCUGGAUAAUAUAAUGUGUGUCGGUCAUAGUCUCGGGGCGCAUAUAUGUGGCUUUGCUGGGAAGAAAGUCCAAGAGUCGGUUAACGACAAAAUUUCAUGUAUAAUCGGCGCCGAUCCCGCGGGACCGGCGUUUGAGCUUAACAAGUGCCACAGCAGGCUUUGUGUUACGGAUGCCAUUCAUGUAAUAAGUAUUCACACUUCUUCGGGUCUCGGAAUAGACAAAUCUAUAAGUGAAGUCGAUUUGUGGUUUAAUGGCGGAAUAAAACAACCAGAUUGUGGUUUGGACGUGAGUUUUAAUUGCUCACAUGGUAGAUCUAUGACAUAUCUAACCGAAAUGUUAAAGUUAGAUAAUUGUGUAUAUCCUGGUGUUCAAAUAGAUUCAUUAUCAUGGGCAAGAAUCAAAAGGCCACCUUAUCCUGAUUCUAAUACAACUAACUGUGUGGUCAUAAAUGACGAUAUUUUCAAUGUCAAGUCAAUCGACAAACUCAGGAAAGGAGAUUACUACGUAUUCGUCCAGAAGAAGCCUUCCUAUUGCACGCAAAAACCUUUUCAUUGCAAAUCACUGAUUGAAACAGCUAAUAAUUGACUUUGAAACGUUUAUUUUAUUGUAUUAUAAACACAUAAGUACUGUUUUAAAUAAGUAUUAAAUUGCACGAUAGCACAGUAUAUGAAA
This is a messenger RNA of Cataglyphis hispanica, 1177 nucleotides long. RefSeq names its product phospholipase A1-like. Gene Ontology annotation, molecular function: lipase activity. The coding region runs from base 38 to 1090 and encodes 350 amino acids. The transcript is spliced from 7 exons. The record is from RefSeq and is a predicted model, not a curated record. NCBI's taxonomy places the organism in Eukaryota, Metazoa, Arthropoda, Insecta, Hymenoptera, Formicidae. Gene Ontology annotation, biological process: lipid metabolic process.